AUGGAGCCUCUGGAGGAGCUGCAGUGUCACUUCACCUGGGAGCUCAAACGCAGCCGCUUCAUCCUGUUCUCCCUCAGGGACCGACUGGAGGACCUCGCCCCCGAAGAGAGCGCCACCUGGAGGGGGCAAAACUACAACCUGCAGGGCUUCCUCCAGCACAGACUGGGGCGCUCCUCAGAGGCCCUCAGCUUCCUGCGCUCGGCCUCAGAGGCCCUCAGGGGCCCCGGGCUCCUGGUGAACUACAGCGACCUGGCCUGGCUGCACCACGAGAGGGGAGCGCACGAGCAGAGCCAGGAGUACCUGAGCAGAGUGGAGGCGCUCAGGAGAGAGUACCCCACAGAGGGGGAGCACCCCGAGGUGCUGGCGGAGAAGGCCUUCAGUCUGAUGGAGUUUUACAACGACAAGAAGCUCUUGGCAGCCGAGCUGUUGGACGAGGCUCUGAGGCAGCAGCCGGAGAGACGGGAGUGGCUCAGUGCUCAGGCCGUGGUCCUCGUGAGCGCCCACAGACACAGCGACGACGUGGACGAGAAGGUACUCCUCAAGAUAAAACGAGCCAUGGACAGGGACCCAGAGAACCUGCAGCUGCAGGCGGAGUACCUGAACCUGCGAGUGCAGAAAGAGGAGAGCGAGCAGAGCGCCCACAGAGGGGGGCAGAGCGCCCACAGAGGGGGGCAGAGCGCCCACAGAGGGGAGCAGAGCGCCCACAGAGGGGGGCAGAGCGCCCACAGAGGGGGGCAGAGCGCCCACAGAGGGGGGCAGAGCGCCCACAGAGGGGGGCGGGGCUGGGGCACAGGGGAGGAGCUGAGGGCAGAGGUGUCCGCUCUGGCCUCUCAGCUCCUCCAGAAGCCUCAGACUUUACUCAGAGAUAUAAAGUGUGUUCUGGAGCUGCAGAGGAGGGCGGGGCGUGUGGACGAGGCCGUGGCGUUGGCGAACGCCGCUCUGAGGAAACGUCCCGACAGUCGGUACCUGAAGGCCUCCCUCGCCGAGUGCCUGAAGUGGCAGCUGGACCAGCAGGGGGAACGUGCGAGUCAGGAGCUGAUGGAGCAGGCGGCGGAGCUGCUGGGGGAGGUGGCCUCUCUGUACCCGGAGUCCUGCCUCAGAACUGAGUUGGACCGAGCAAACGUCUACGCCAAGUCCAACCGCGGCCUGGCACAGGCCCAGCGCCUGUACCAGGACCUGCUCCUGCGGGACCUGGAGACCGUGUCCAGACAGAUGGUGCUCAACCAGUACGCCAAGUUUCUGAAACAUGAGCGACACGAUUAUGUGAAGUCCAUGGAGUACCACAUGAGGGCGGCAGAGAUCCCCUCGCCCUCCUUCUACAGAACCAACAGUAUCACAGUUUUACGCAGACUCAGCCCCAGAGACGAGCGUCUGCGCAGACGACUCCAACUCUUCCUCAGGGACCUCCAGGACUCAUGA
This is a messenger RNA of Boleophthalmus pectinirostris (great blue-spotted mudskipper), 1419 nucleotides long. RefSeq names its product interferon-induced protein with tetratricopeptide repeats 2-like. The transcript has a single exon. NCBI's taxonomy places the organism in Eukaryota, Metazoa, Chordata, Actinopteri, Gobiiformes, Gobiidae. The coding region runs from base 1 to 1419 and encodes 472 amino acids. Gene Ontology annotation, cellular component: cytosol. Gene Ontology annotation, biological process: defense response to virus. The record is from RefSeq and is a predicted model, not a curated record. Gene Ontology annotation, molecular function: protein binding.